UGUCCGGGGGAAGUGAUUAUCAGGACACGCUUCAUUAGGCGCUCCGUUACCAUGGCUGCGGCUCUCGGGUGAUUGGCAGGUCAUGUGAGUCACGUUGAUGUGGUUCCGCCGGUUGUGGGGCCCCUCGGGGUUAAUAUGAGGUUGGUUCUGCAGCGUCUGGAUUCUCGGGGUGAUUCCCAGGAGCGCUGAUCCACCAUGAGCGUGGGGCGAGUGCCGCUUGCGGAGAAGGCCAUGUCAGAGGGAUACGCCCGGCUGAGAUACCGCGAUACCUCGCUGCUUAUAUGGCAGCAGCAGCAGCAGAAGCUGGAGACGGCCCCCCUCGGCACUUACCUGAGCCGCAGUCAGAGCAUGUGGUACUCACAGUACGGGAACCAGUCCAUACUGGUCCGGGAUAAGAACAGCAUCUCCCGGGACACCGGACAGUCCAAGUUCUGCACGGUUAUGUGACUCGGCGUCACCGUAGAUUUGGCACCACUGGAAUAGAGACUGAACCUCAUCACGUACAGGCCCCCCCCCCCCCUAUAGUCUGCGGGGGGGCCUGUGUACACACGGCAAGCACACCUAGGGGCCCCACCCCACCGUCAUGGGUUUGGCAGUCUACAUAAGGGAAUAGGACAUGUGACACACACACUGAUGACAUCAGCGGUCCUGAAUGCUGCUGCUACGGCCAUGUGUGACAUCAGGGGUCUGAGGUGAACCCCAUUCAUUGCCUGAUGCUGACAGAGAAAGCCAAGUGCAACCAAUCCCACGGUGCGCCCCUGUCUGGGAUGUCGUGGAUGCUGCGUGGCGGGCGGCUGCACUAUUAUCACUAUUACUAUUGUGUGCUGUACGUUGUUUUCACGCUGUAUUCAGAGUAAAGCUGCUGCUCGUCUCCUCACCACUGUCAUGGCUGCCGGGGGGGGGGGAGAGAGGCACGGUUACCGCUAAAGUGUACGGACCACCUUGGGGCAAUUUAAAAUAAUCAGUGCGUGCAAGCUGUCACUUUGUGUUUUCUUUGAAUCCUGUCAUCUGACGACUCACGUGCAGCUCUGUUCUCCUGACCUCAAACACUCAUUAUAUCUCAAUUCUUAUCACACUAAGGCCUCAUGCACACGGCAGUAUUUUUUCACGGUCUGCAAAACGGGAUUCCGUUGGUCCGUGACCGUUUUUUCGUCCGUGGGUCUUCCUUGAUUUUUGGAGGAUC
Molecule: messenger RNA, 1183 nt
Organism: Bufo gargarizans (Asiatic toad)
Lineage: Eukaryota; Metazoa; Chordata; Amphibia; Anura; Bufonidae
Gene: BRD3OS
Product: BRD3 opposite strand
Exons: 2
Coding region: 196-447 (83 amino acids)
Source: RefSeq, a predicted model, not a curated record